AUGUCUAAACGUUCUGAACGAGCAGAUCUUGAGUUUCCAUUUGGAGUCCCUUCCUCGUCGCACGCCCACCAUCAUCAUCACCAUCCUACUCUGGCUGACGCCUCUGUCAAGCUAGAAAAUUCACCUUCAAGCGGAGCGCGAAAUAAACGAGGUAUCCCUGGACCUGGACCUGCAAAACUUCUUGCCAUGUCAGGCCCGUCCGGUAACGUACCCAUGGGUGGUCAAGAAGGACCAAGCAUGAGCUCUCCAUCUAUGGGCCCACCGGCGAAAAAGAGUCGAACAAAUACUCCAUGGACGCCUGCUGAAGAGCAAAGGCUGAGGACUAUGCGAGAUGCGGGAAAUAGUUGGGCAGAUAUCGCAAAGACGUUUCCCCAAAGAACUGAAGGUAGUGUUAAGAAGCACUGGUACAAGGAUAUGCACUAUGCAGAGUUUGCGGAGGACGAGGGCCAGGCUCUCCUUAACGCCAUCAAAGAGUACGACGCGAAUAAGUGGAAGGCGAUCGGCCUCAAAGUUGGCAAGCCACCCAAGGCCUGCGAACAGUAUGCCAAAGAGCAUUUCGGGAAGUCAUAA
Lachnellula hyalina is the source of this 570-nucleotide messenger RNA. RefSeq names its product Transcription factor (gene MYB3R3). Lineage: Eukaryota; Fungi; Ascomycota; Leotiomycetes; Helotiales; Lachnaceae. Gene Ontology annotation, cellular component: nucleus. Gene Ontology annotation, molecular function: DNA-binding transcription factor activity, RNA polymerase II-specific; RNA polymerase II cis-regulatory region sequence-specific DNA binding. Gene Ontology annotation, biological process: mitotic cell cycle; positive regulation of transcription by RNA polymerase II. The coding region runs from base 1 to 570 and encodes 189 amino acids. The record is from RefSeq and is a predicted model, not a curated record. The transcript has 5 exons.